AGUUUAAACUAAAUAGCGAGAAUUUGUUGUAAUACUUGAUCGAUCAGUAUAUAUAAUGGGCAACAAUAUUGUUUUACAUGUAUUAAGACGCAGCAACGAUUCAUGCAGGAUAUGAUGAAUUGGGCAGUUAUUUUGUUGCAUGUUUUGAUUUACAAUGUUUGUGUUGGUGCUGUCGAACAAGAACCAAGCAGGACCAACGAUUAUCUUAUCAUGAAGUGGGGAAAAUGGUUUACUUUAUUGGAUUUCAAUCAUGAUGGAAAUCUUUCAAUGGAUGACCCUACAACAUUUGAGGCAUACUAUAUAGCUCAUGGUAAUCUAAGCGAUCAGCAAUUGAAAACGAUGAAGAACAAAAUGGAUAAACUAUGGAAGACCUUUGUUUUCACAAACAAGAAAGAAGUCUCCAAAGAAGACUUUCUAUCCAUGCUGAAACAAAGAUAUGAAUCUAACACAACUGCUUUAAUUGGGAUGAUGCGAGUGUUUCCAACGGAUUGGUGCGAAGCGAUAGACUUAAAUGGAGACAAAUUUCUGUCAAAAGAUGAAUUCAUUCUAAACUUUGUUGCUGAAACGCACAACAAUAUCCAAACGGAUGAGAAGUUUUUCUACAUGUAUCAUCCUAUUAAUGAGCGUGUUGCACUUGACGAUGUCAUAGAGUCUUUUGUUCUCUUUGUAACUGAGCCUGAUGAGGCUAAAUCAGACAUUGUCUUAAACGCAAUUGAUUCCGGUUUAUAAAUUGAAAUAUGAAAUGAAAUUGAUUUGGAAAAAAAGAUAAUAAAUCAUUUAUUUGCAAAUCAGUAUGUUAACGUCCAGCUUAUUAUGAGAGCAUUUAAUUAAGGCAUAUUUGUAAUAAUUAAAAGAUAUUCCUUGUGUUAUAGAAUAAUAGAUACGCAUUAUCGUGGUAUGUCACAAAAUUCAAAAACUGGCCCGAUUGUUACCAUUUCAUUUCACUAUCACAGCAAAAAUCGUAAAGUGUGUAGGUGAUUGAAACUUUGUACAAUAUUUUUUUCUCGAGGAAUGAAACAAGAAGCUAAAUUUAAGCCCAUUUUUCACUAUUGAUUGUGAGUACAAAUGCGUAAAUAAACGAGACAUGGAAGCCUUGUUAAAACAAUCCAGCUCCUAACUAUAAUAUAUAAAAAAACACCAUAAAUUGGAGAAAUAGAAUCUAAAUAAGGACUUGGAACGUUCUAAUUAGGAGUUUGAAAAGCAAAGUAAGGAGAAAAAAAUCAUCAUUCAAACUUUGUAACUUAUUAGACUUGUAAACAAACAACUAAUCAGGAUUUCAUUUCUCCUAAUUAGUGUUUUCAAUUUUCGAAAUAGGAGUAACAAACUCCUAAUUGGGGUUUAAGUUUUCAAGACCUUUCCUCCUACAAGAGAGGUUUUUAAGACCUAAUUAAGUUUAAAACUCAUAAGUAGAACUCCUUAUUAGAAGUUGUAAAUUUUUAUUUUAAGCUCACGAAGUCCUUACCAAGAAUUCAUAAAGUCGUUACCUAGCUUAUAUUUAUUUUCAUUGCAAGUUUUAAAGACCUUUUAGCAUUUUAAUUAUCCUAAGUCCUAAUAGUUUUUUUCUUCUGUUUGUAAAAUCAUGAUUGAGCUUUCAUUUUUCCUAAUUAGGAUUUUUAAAACCCCUUAUUAGAAAUAUUAAGUCUUAUUUAUGCUUUUAAAUCAAUAUGUUUCAAAGAGUUUAUGUUUCAUUAUAAAUUAUUGAGGUUGGCAUCAGGCUGUUUACGUAACUACAUAAUUUAAAAAUUUUAUGAAUAUUUUAUAGUUUGCAAUGUUAUGUUUACUUUACUACUAAAUAGUAAAUAGCAUUGCUAUAAUCUACGUCAAAGCCUUGCUAUUUAUAACUAGUUGAAACGGGUUGUACUUUUGUCAAACACUAGAAAGGAUCAAGAAGUAUCAAUAUUUUAUUUGCAUUACAUAUGAAACUAUGACUAAUAUAUUUUGAUGGAACUGGUCACUGCCAUAAACGUUUAUACGUAUUUUGUAAAGUAAUAAGUUACUGGGUCGUGCGGGGGUUGUGUUCAUUGAACGCCGCCUUUCCUUGUUGAUCUUGUUUAUCAUAUUUUAUUUUGGAAUAACGUCUCCAUAUAAUUUUAUUAUUGCGUUUAACCGUCGAUCUGAUAGAAUCAAUUGAUAACUUACAUCAGUAUUGUGGUCCUAUAUUUAUAUAAUUCAGCUGAUCUCAGUACGCCAACAGGAUAAGGUCAAUUAAUAAUUAUAUAUGCAAAAAGACAUGUUUUCAGAUUGACUUAUUUGAUAUACUUAUUUAAAAAGAAAACACAUCGUGUCGUAUUUCUUGACCUCGUUUACUUGAUAUAUUAUUCUGCAAGAAAUAAUUUGCAUAGUGGAACAUAGCUUUUAAGCAAGAACAGUUAGAACAUACAGCAAACGAAUGAAUUAAAGUUUGCUCGAUUAAAUACGAACACACGGAAAUAUGGAAAUGCUUGCAAAUAACACCACUUUCAUGUUUAAAUUACAAUUAUUCGGACAACUUAUGAGAAAUUUAUAAGACUAAAAGAUACUAUAGAAUGUAAGUUGCCUUAAACCCCACAUUUAACGUGUUCAGCUUAUAUUAAAUUUUAUUAAAUGUUGUUUGCGCCAGUUCAGAUAUGCACUGGUGCAUUGUCACAUAUGAAUAGAUUUUUGGAUAGUAAACAAGUAAGUGAUGUAUUUCAUAAUUUCUUUUUUUCAGUUCAGUAAUUAGUAAUGAAACUUCACAACCCUAAUAAGAUAAAAGUUUACAUUUAGUUUUUUAGCCAAUGAUAUGCUCAUUCUACAUUUAUCAAUAAGUAUUGAAAACGAUUCAUUUUAAAAUGAUCUUUUUAUGUUUAUUUCAUUUUACGACAUGCAAUAAGCAAUGUCUAUAUCAGCACAUUAUUGAUAUUAAAUGUAAAAAAAUGCAGAGUUACUGACUUCAGGCGUAGAAAAUAUCGUUCUGUCACAUGAGAUUGAAUCAAAUUAUGUAGGCUCAAGGGCAUCUGCUUACAUCAUUUUGUGUUGAAAAUGAAUUUGCUUUAACUUCAUUUUUUGACGUAUGAAAUUACCUUAAACAGAUCUGUGAUUUUAGAAAGACCAACAGAUUUGAUGCUUUUAUUUCACAAGUACGGUAGCAUUUUAAGAA
Ruditapes philippinarum (Manila clam) is the source of this 3118-nucleotide messenger RNA. Its product is annotated as sarcoplasmic calcium-binding protein-like. Bases 103 to 729 code for a protein of 208 amino acids. The transcript is spliced from 4 exons. The record is from RefSeq and is a predicted model, not a curated record. NCBI's taxonomy places the organism in Eukaryota, Metazoa, Mollusca, Bivalvia, Venerida, Veneridae.